Molecule: messenger RNA, 4991 nt
Organism: Anolis carolinensis (green anole)
Lineage: Eukaryota; Metazoa; Chordata; Lepidosauria; Squamata; Anolidae
Gene: plekhn1
Product: pleckstrin homology domain containing N1
Exons: 16
Coding region: 526-2619 (697 amino acids)
Biological process (GO): response to hypoxia; positive regulation of apoptotic process; 3'-UTR-mediated mRNA destabilization
Cellular component (GO): mitochondrial membrane; cytoskeleton
Molecular function (GO): phosphatidylinositol phosphate binding; phosphatidic acid binding; cardiolipin binding
Source: RefSeq, a predicted model, not a curated record
UGAAACACACUAGUCCUUGAGUCUGGGAUAUAUGGGGAAAAGCGCCGGGAGGAUUGGGAGAGUCUGUUCCUCCAGUUGCUCUCGAAGAGAUCGAGUGUCCUGUCUUGGGAAGGAUAGAAAAAAAGAAAGAAAGAAAGAAAGAAAGAAAGAAAGAAAGAAAGAAAGAAAGAAAGAAAGAAAGAAAGAAAGAAAGAAAGAAAGAGAGGAGGAGGGGAAGCCGGCUAAGCCAAGAGCCUGGGGCGAAAAGGCUGUUUAUUCCCAGCUCCCACACCCAAAAGAGUCACCCUGGCAGGAGGAAGUGGGGAAUGUCUGAGUGACACAUGGAGGCGCACACUCACUCACUCUCUCACUCACUCCCUGACACAGCACACAAACAGCCGAGUGAGCACACCUCCUCUGCCUGCCUGCCUGCCUGGGGAAGAGACUCGCUCUCUCCUCCUUCUCUUUUCUUCCUCCUCCCUUGGCUUCUCUGCUCUGCCCAGCUGUUCCCAAAUUAGAGGAGUUGCUUUUUCCACCCGCAACAACAUGGGGAACAUGGCUUGUGUUCCCCACGCAUCUGGGAGGCUCAGAUAUUCCUUUUCGAGGAAGCCUUCGCUCAGGAAAGAACAAGACAGUAAGAAGAAACUAGCCGGCCUCUUUAAUUUUGAACCAGGACAGGAGAGGGAUGUUAGCUCCGACAAGAUCCUCCAGUAUAUCCCUGGAAAAAGCCUCACCGCCCAGGAAAAUGGGAAGGAAAACAUUGACCAGCGGUUCCCAGGCCUGUUCAAGAAGGGCAGGAGGAAGACCGUGGUGCGGAAUCUGGGGAAAAUCAUCUAUUACUCCAAGGUCAAAUUCAAAUUCCAGCAUUGCCAGGAAGUGAAUGAUUGCUACCUGGAGCUCUUUCAAGCCUACCUCUAUUUCCAGUCCCUUGGUCCAAAUGGACUCACCUAUCAGGGUUUGCUCCCCUUGAGAGAACUCCAACUGAACGAGCUUGAGAACCCAAAGGGAACCGAACAGGAAGUUCAUGCUUUCCAAAUUACAGGUCAUUUGCUCAGUCCCCUGAUAGUCUACUGCCCCAACAGGACGGAAGUCAAGCGCUGGCUCUAUCACUUGGAGAAGCAGAUCCAUUUGAACGGAGGGAGCCUCGAAUUGCCCUUCCUGACUCAGAAUGACCUGAAGCAGAACGCUGUGGGUCGGGAGCAGCUCCGGUGGUCCGUGCAGAACGCCCCUGUGCAAGAAUGGAGGGGGACCCAGCGGGAGUCCCUGGGCGACAUCCUGUGCGUCUCUAAAGUGCAGCUACAACACUUGCCUUUCCAGGAGGCUCAUGAUCGGCUGCUCAUCCUCUAUCCAUCCACCUUGGUCAUCGUAUCUGAAGAACGUAACGGUCUCUAUUUUAAGGGAGAAUUACCCUUGAAUGCAAUCCAAGUUCAGUUUGAAGAAAACCAGAAAACAUCUUUUCUAAUAGAAGGUCGGUUGAUCAACUCCAUCCGGGUGAUUUGUCCCUCAUAUGAAGACUACCAGGAGUGGCUCUAUUGCCUCAAAACAGCUCAGUUCCGCAAUGCGGACUCCUCCCUCUCUGGAUCAGAGAGCUUCUCGGGACCAAAACCACCACAUCUGACUCAGUUCUCAGGAAGUGGUCGAGGCUCACUCACCUCUGAUGGUCGGACCAAUUCCUGGGCGUCCGGCGGGAAGGGCGCAACCUCCACUCACCACUCCCAGAACAGCACAGGCUCCCGUUCUGAGAAGCAGUCGUUCGGAGUGAUGCCAGAGAACCGGUUAGCAGAAGGUCCUCAUCCAGUCCAUUGUCUAGGAAAUCCAGUCUCAACAAGUACAGGGAUUCCAAAACCUGAACUGAAAAGGAAAGGGAGCUCCCGGAGGUCCAAAGGGAAGUGUGGCCUACAGCAACCGCAACUCAACAGUCAAGACUCUGAAAGGAGUAAUUUUCACCUCAUCCCCGAACACACCAGUGGGGAAGUCUUGUCUCCGGUGUACAACGAGCCUUACACAGCCCUGGUCCAACAACAACAGCACCCUGCCGGUCCGCAGCUACAUUUGGAUCUGAACCAUCUGAAACAAUGGAACAAUGCGCCAAGGAGUCAGAAUGGCACAACGCCCCAAAAUGUGGAGAACACGCCUCUGUCUUGCUCCCCCAUGUACGCCGACCCUUACACACCCAAUUCCCCCACUUUGCACGGAGCGUCGGACUCCAAGUUUGCAGAAGAGUUCAUGCGACACCACGGACAGACCACCUUGGAGCAGCAGAACGGCUACCCUGCCAUGCCGGUGUCGGUCCCCAUCACCCACCACGUUCCAGUGCAAAAGAAGAACCUCCAGUCAUUACCUGGGAACCACUGGCGAGAGCCAGUUACUACUCAGCGGUGCAGCCCUGCUUUGAAUUUUCCAUCAGACAAUGACUACUUGACCGCACACACCUUGUCAAGAGAUAGGGAAGAACUGCGGAUGCCUUCCUUGCCAACAUCAGAGAAAAGCAUUGGAAAGUACAACCUCCCCGAAAGCGGACGAGACCGUCUUGACUCGACCUAUCAUGACUAUGCCGAACUCCAGAGCUUUCAGAGCGACUUCAGUUACGACAACAUCUGGGAUAUGGAGACAAAGGACAGUGAGAUCUAUCAUUGCUAGAGGCUUUAAACCACUUGAAGAGAGCCAGAAAGAAGAAAACCUUCCACUCUGAAAUCCUCUGCGUCUCAUCAGAUCUUGCCAUUUUCCAGUUCCAAAAGAUCAAGAGGCAAAGCGAGCUUGUGUUUGUAAAUAGGACGGAAUGCUAACUCAGUGCCUUAUUGAACUAUACGAACUCUGAAACUCCCGCGGCUGGCUCUUCCAGCCCUACAGUAUUAGGGAUUUGGGAAUGAAAUGACCUGGUAGCAUUUAAAUAUAUUUAAAAGGGAUUUGCUGGUAGCCAAAAAGCCUGCGUGUUGUGAAGGUGUGCCAAAAUUGCCAGCGUUGCAGGCAGUCCUGACAUAAUAUAAAAUGAGGAUGAGUAUAUAAUUAUAUAUCAAUGUGGUCAGCCAAAUGUGUAUCUGUACAUGGGAUGCACAGUAGGGGAAGUAAAUAUCCUUGAGAGCCAGUAUUUAUCUCCUUUAUUAUUAUUACUAUUAUUGAACUUGUCCAGGGUCAAAUCUGGAAACUGCUUUGAGCCAGACUGUUUCCAUCACUCUAAUGUUACUCUAAUGCACAGAGAGAUACCUUGAAAAACUUUUGGAUCAAGUCUGAUUUUAAUAUUAUUUCUACUUGUUUCUAAGUUGCCGUAGGUGUGGCAUAGAUAGGCUGGCAUCCUGUUAGUAAGAUACACAAGUGUAAGUCUAGCUGUCGAUCGUUUAGGUCUCUUUUUUGUCACUGGGGAGGCUGGAGUUCUCUUCCUCUCACCAUUGUGACCAAAGCUUCCCCAAGACUCACCAUUUAGAAACCACUUCAUUGAGUGGUAGAAUCAGAAAAAUCUGUCAAUUCCCCAUAGCCAGGUUAAGCAAUAAGAAUGCCUGCUGGAAGAUAUUGGCAGAUAAUGUCAUUGUUUUGCACAUGGCUACGGGGACGUAGCCAGAUGCUUCUCUGAUUCUCUUUACCAGGCACUGAAUGGUUAUGAAGUGGGAGCUGUAGCAGCUAAAUGAUGAGUCCUGCAGAGAAGGAGAGGGGAGUAAUUAUUAGAGUUGUGCACGGAAUUCGUUUCUACCAUUUCUUUCAUGUCUUUCGUUUUUUCGGAAGCACAAAAAUCAGUUCCACACAAAAGCAAGCUGGAGCUGGUCUGCAGCCGAGCGCCUUGCAGAACCUUGCGUGUGUGGCAUGCAGGCCCAGAAAGCACAGAAGCAUGCCAGUACCUGCAGCCAAGCGACUCUUACUCUAGAGUAAGAGGCGCUCAGCUGCAGGCACUGGCAGGCGUCCACGCUUUCUGGGCCUGCAUGCUACACAUGCACUCUCUUUCAACAAAGAGUGCAUGUGUGGCAUGGCGUGCCAUCAAGCCCAGAAAGAGUGCACACCUGGCAGUGCCUGCAGCUGAGUGCCUCUUACUCUAGAGUAAGAGGCACUCAGCUGCAGGCACUGCCAGGCAUCCACGCUUUCUGGGCUUGCAUGCUACACAUGCAAUCUCUUUCCAAGAAGAGUGCAUGUGUGGCGUGGUGUGCUGUCAGUCCCGGAAAGAGUGCGCACCUGGCACUGCCUGCAGCCGAGCGCCUCUUACAAUAGAGUAGAAACAGCAAGUAAGAAACCUCCUUAAAACAUGCGUCAGGAAGAGGAGCCUGGGUGGGAAGCCCCGUCGCAUAAUGGUCUGAUAGAAAUUGGAUCUUUUGAGGUCACAAACUGAAAAACAGAUAUCUACCCUCCCGAUUUUGGAAGGCUCCCAAAAAAUGGGUUGGGGACCCCACUGAAAGCCGGGACACGAAACGGGGCAAGGUUUACCCCGAAUGCACAACCCUAGUAAUUAUAUAGUUCUGCUUAUGGUCUGUGGUACAGGAUCUCCGCCAGACCCAGUGGCAAAGCACGUUGGCCCUUUUGAUCUUUUGCUGGCAUCGCAUCAGGAAAGCACCUGGUGUAUCUUCUAUACUUGAACAUUUUUUAAAAAUAUCCAGCAAAGUUUACAUGUAGCUUUAUUGUUAUUUUAUUUAAUAUUAAAAAGGCCUAUCGGGAAGGGAAGGAGUGAAGAACCUGUUUAAUUUUAAACAUGGAAAAAAAUAUUCCUGCAGUGGCUUCUUUUUUUCUCCAGCUGAUCCUGGAUGUGUAUGCUUGCUGCUGUACAUUAUCUUAGCUGCAUUUUGUACUGUAGUUUUAAAUUUUGAACCUUUUAGAAGAAGCAAGUGAGGCAAAAGGAGGAUGGGUAUGAAAAUGUACAUGAUUGAAACCAUAGCUGUAUUCGAGCAGUGUUCAGUGCUACUCUUGUGUUUGUGUGUGUGUAUGGGUGUGAGUGCAUGGGAAAUUUUAUUAAAUGUAUAGAAUUUACAUGCUGCACAGUUCUCUUGGCAAUUUCUUUGGAGACCCUGAUCCUAAUAAAGAUAAUAUAUCUAAGA